Oncorhynchus masou masou (cherry salmon) is the source of this 8934-nucleotide messenger RNA. Its product is annotated as zinc finger protein 687b-like. NCBI's taxonomy places the organism in Eukaryota, Metazoa, Chordata, Actinopteri, Salmoniformes, Salmonidae. The record is from RefSeq and is a predicted model, not a curated record.
UCGGCAAUACAAAAAUUGCAUUAAUACAAUGAUCUGAUAGGACCUCUUCAUUGUGUGGCAGGAAGUAAAGGCACGUCAUCUGGAGCGAGCGACAAUAGUUGAAUCACAGAUCCAGGAUUUGGUCCCGGCAUGGGGGACAUGAAGACCCCAGAUUUCGAUGACCUAUUGGCAGCAUUUGACAUUCCUGACAUCGAUGCUAAAGAGGCUAUCCAGUCUGCUGAUGAGGCUGACGGGCCAGGCGGUGCACCUCUGGGAAAGCCAGACGGUGGGGUUGGUGUAGGGCCAUCUCUGAGACCAGCUAGCCCCACGGACCCACUGGCUGACACCCCUAUUGUCAGCGUUAUCGUAAAGAACUGUGUACGACCUCACAUUGAUGGCGGGGAUGAGGACACAGACCAGAACACUAUGGACAGCAUUGCAGGGGUCGCUAUGGGUCCACGGCUCGGUGUCUGUGCCCCAGACAUAGCGGAAUCUGAACCACUCAAUCACAAUGGGUUUGGGGCUACUGGUAUAACUACGCCCCUAACCCAGGCUCAGGCCCAAUCUAAUGGGGAGCCGUGGUCAGUGUCUACCCCCAAAAUGGAGGGUGGAGGAGGCGGUGCUGGAUCAACUAAAUCGGUCAAGCAGGUUGGCAAUAUAUUCAACAGACUGAAGCCACUCAUGGCGCAAGGGUCGGGAGACCCUGUAGGGAGGGCGAGGAAGAUGCAGCUCCUACAGCAGCAGCACACACGGCAAGAGGCAGGCAAAGAAGCUUCGUUAUCCUCCUCUUCAUCUGUUGUGUCUGCGUCUCUUGUCUCAGGAGUGUCAGUAGGACUGUCCUCUCCUUUCUUCCCGCCUUCCAAGCCUCUGCUCCCGUCCCCGCCAUCCGCCCUCUCCUUGCACUCAUCUCAGCCGUUUAACGGGGUACCUAAAGCCGGCCCGACAUUGUGUCCCAGAGACUCAGAGGGGGUUGAUUCCAAUCAGGACCUAGGGCCCCCGCUGCUGAUCCAGGAACCCCCUGGCUCCCCCUCCCGCACCCCUCCCAAACUGACCCGUCGUUUUAGGUCCUCUGCUGGCAGCUCUGACUCCACCCAUCCCAUGGCCUCAUCGGCAGCUCACCCCAAACCAGGGGACACUCCCUCGGGCUGUAGAGUAACCUCAACCGCCCAGUCAGGCUCCACCAAGAGUCUACCACAGGAAGACAAACACCCAGAGCAUGUUAUAGAAGAGCGAGACUCACCUGAAAGUCCUGAGCCAGAAAUACCCAUAUCGGCUGCACCAGUAACCGCCAAGAGGUGCUCCAGCCCUGCAGUAGCCUCCACACCACCCCCCUCAGACCUUCAGGAGCCUGAGGAGGAGGAGAUGGAGGUGGAAAAUGGAAUAGAGAAGGCUAUGGAUGGAAAGGCAGAUUUUGGAGAGGAAGAGCGUGCAAGAACAGGAGAGGAGAAAAUGGAAGUGAAUGAUGGCAAGUCUACACCUCCAACCACUGAAAGUUGCACCUCAACUCCAGGAGGGCCUGCUGCUCCUGCCCGGCCCCUCAAAGUGCGGAUAAAGACCAUAAAAACCUCCACUGGUGGAAUCACCAGAACUGUUACCAGAGUCGCACCCAAAGCAGGUGCUGCUGGAGCCAAGGGUUUGGAGCCCAGCAAAGCUCCACCAGGGGUGCGGAAGACCCCAGUCAACAGGGCCUGGAAACCUGACACUCCCUCUGGUCGUAUGGCACCCUCCCAGUCACAGAAAGAAAAGAGUCUCAACACACUGCCCGUGUCUACAUUAGCAGCCAGUAGUGCUAUGCUAGCCGCUGCAACCAAGGCUCAGAAUAAGAUGGCUGCCUCCUCGGACUCGGACAAGGCCAAGGUAUCUGCCACUGCUGUUAGCAUCACUAAAUCUGCCGCCCUGCCUGCCACUCCCUCGGUUGCCUCCUCUCCGAAGUUCUCAGUAGCCACGGGUGGGAUGAGUGUACGUCCUGUUGGUGCUAAAACGUCUAACGGGGGCAGCGCCAGCGUCCUAGCCGGUACUCACCAGCCAAACAAGCCUGCCUCCAUUGUGAACAGCACGGGCGCCGUCAUUUCCCGCAGCCAGUCUAGCCUGGUGGAGGCCUUCAACAAGAUCCUUAACAGCAAGAACCUGCUGCCCAGUUAUAAGCCUGACCUCUCGGCGGCUCCGCCCCCAGAGUGGGGGCUCCCUCUGCCUGCCAUGGGCUACCGCUGUCUAGAAUGUGGCGAUGCCUUCGCCUUGGAGCGCAGCCUGGCUCGCCACUAUGACAGGCGCUCGCUGCGCAUUGAGGUGACCUGCAACCACUGUGCCAAGCGGCUGGCCUUUUUCAACAAGUGCAGCCUGCUGCUCCACGCCAGGGAGCAUAAGGAACGAGGGCUGGUAAUGCAGUGCUCUCACCUCGUCAUGAGGCCCGUCACCAUGGAGCAGAUGAUUGGCCAGCAGGACACCACACCCAUCAGCAUGUGUUCCCCUUCUUCAAUCUCCUCUCCUCCUCCAGUCUCCUCCCCCUCCACCACGUCCGGCGCCCCCGCAGUGUCAUCCAGUUCCAGCCCACUGAAGGACACACAGUCUCCCUCUACAGCCCAGCUGAGACCAGUCCGCCGUGCGCCCCAGAUCCCCCAGGUGCUGAUGCCCCUCCCCAGCAAGAAGGGAGAGGUGCUGCAGUACCACAACUUCAAGUGUCCCGAGUGCCAGGUCCAGUUCUCUGGCAAGGCAGAGCUGGUCGCCCACUUCCAGCAGAUCAGAGCUACCCCCAACUCGACCUGUAUGCUGUGCUCCCCUCCCAUGAUGCUGCCUAACUGGUGCAGUGUGUCGGCUCACCAGAGGAUUCAUAAGCACCGGGCACCCCACGUCUGUCCAGAGUGUGGGGGCAUCGCCCGGCAGGCCAGCUUCCAAACCCACCUGGAGGAGGCCUGUCUGCACUUCGCCCGCCGUAUUGGAUACAGGUGCUCCAGUUGCCAGGUGGUCUUCGGGGGUCUGAACUCCAUCAAGUCCCACAUCCAGACGGCCCACUGCGAGGUGUUCCACAAGUGCCCCAGCUGCCCUAUGGCCUUUAAGUCUGCCCCUAGUGCACAGGGACACAUCAGCACCCAGCACCCCACCCUCACCGGGGGACAGGCCAAAUUGAUCUACAAGUGUGUGAUGUGUGAUACAGUUUUUACCCAGAAACCCUUACUGUACAUGCAUUUCGACACCCACCUGGCCAAGCAGAAAGUGCAUGUGUUCAAGUGUCCUGACUGCACCAAACUCUAUGCACAGAAAGGUUCCAUGAUGGAACACAUAAAGACUGCUCACAGAAGGCAGUCAGUCAAACAGGAGGGCCAAUCCAAUGCCUCUGCCCCUGCCCCCACCAACGCCCCAGCCCCCUCCCUCCCAAAAUCCAAGCCCUCUGCAAAAAAGGACAACUCAGAUGGGGAGGACUGGGGCCGAGACCAAGAGGAGGAGGAGGAAGGAGAGGAAGAGGGGGGUGAGGACUAUGAGGAACCUGAGAAUCAGUCUAGUUCUAUGGAGGUAGGCAGCCAUCGUGGGACCAUCUCAGAAUGGAGCUGCCAGCAAUGUCAGAAGACCUUCACACAGAGUGACGACUACAUCUCUCACAUGAAGACAGAGCACGGAAAGACUAUGAAGAAGUUCCCGUGUUGUGUGUGUGAGAGCUCCUUCUCCACCUCUUCCAGCCUGCGGCGCCAUGUACGCGUCAUCCACGAGGGCAACAAGCGAGUGUUCCACUGCCAAUAUUGCACGGAAGGCAAGCGGACCUUCAGCAGUCGGCUCAUACUGGAGAAGCAUAUCCAGGUCCAUCAUCACAGGGUCAGAUCCACUGACGGACAGACCAGGAAGCGUUCAGUCCCGGGUAAGGGCCCAGGCAGCUCAUCUGAACUUGACGGGGAGGGGGCCACCAUGGGAGAGGAAGGGGGCGGCACGGACAGCAGAGAGGCCACAGAGGGGGGCGAGGAGGGCAGCAUUCCUGUGAAGAAAACGCGAGCGUCGGCAAUUCCCGAGCCCGAGGAGGACGACAUUAUGUUCCGCUGCGUGCCGUGCGGCUUCGCCACGGAGGACGGUGCCGAAUUCCAGCGCCACAUCCCGCAGCAUCGCGCUGAUGCCGCCUCCUUCCAGUGCCUGCAGUGUGGCGUGUGCUUCGCCUCGGCUGGCUCCCUGGGACGCCACCGUUUCAUCACCCACCGUGUGAGAGAUCCACAGGGGGAGUCACACCACAGGCCACCCCGCACGCCCUCCUCCCCGGACGGCUUACCCUCGUCCCCACAGGACGGAGAGGACGGUAAGGGGAAAAUGAGCUGCAGGGUGUGCAGCCGGCGCUUCGACAGGGCCUCCGACCUUAACACCCACUUGAGGACCCAUGGCAUGGCCUUCAUUACCGCCCACAAGACGGACAAGCCCCAGUAGGGUGAAGUUGCCCCUCGAUGCUGAUCCUGGUUCAGUUUUGCAUUUCCCUCACUAAUGGUUAGUAUUGGGGGAGAAGAAGCAGAUCCUAGAUCUGUAACUCGGGGAAACUUCACUCCAGAGCCGGACAAGCCCCAGUAUGGAAAGGAGGGGUGAGGCCUCGGAGUAACCAACAGGCCUGGGAGAUGAGUGGUUUUGACUUGGAAUAAUUUUAGGGGAACUGAAUGUGGAUAGAUGAGAGCUGACCCAGAUGUACUUCUGUGCCGUUUUGAGCCACUUGAUCUCCUUUGUCACACUUGCAUGCUGAGCAGUGGACUGGACACGCAUGAGGAUGGGAGUUCUGAGGGUCAAGACCACCUGAUGAUCAUAGCAUCGAUAUCAGCCAUAAGUGUCCAACUUUUCCAUGAUUGUGUACGUUUUUCUGCCAUUAAUAUGGUUUGUCUAUCUUAAUGUGAACCAUGCUAUCAUUUCUACAUGCAUUUCCUUCCUUUUCCGAGCUAUGUGUCUCAAAAGGUAUUCUGUCUCGCGUUGCAUCCACACCGACCCACUGUACAAAGAAAGCACUCUUGUUGGUCAUAGAUCAGUUUCUAUGGGUCCACCUCUUUAGUGAGGGUUCGAUAACUGUUCUCAAAUCAGUAUCUGAAGCAAAUAAUAGUAUUGAGAGUAACACUGAUUUUAAGUACUAAUGACAUUGUUCUAUUUAUUUAUAUGAAACACAUUGUUGUCGUUGUUUGUGAGACAUUGCAGCCAAUCUUAUGGUAAAGGGAACUUGAAAUGUAUGACACAGACAGGUGAGAUUUAUUUCUCUGUUUUGAUACGCUGAACAAAAAUAUGAACGCAAUAUAUAAAGUGUUGGUCCCAUUUUUCAUGAACUGAAAUAAAAUAUCCCAGAAAUGUUCCAGGCGCACAAAAAGCUUCUCUGAAAUUUUGUGCACAAAUGUGCUUUUAGUGAGCAUUGCUCCUUUGCCAAGAUAUGCCACACCUGUUUGGUGGAUUAUCAAGAAGCUAAUAAAACAGCAUAAUCAUUAUACAGGUGCAAUUCAGUCACACACAAUGCCAGAUGUUUUGAGGGAGUGUGCAAUUGGCAAGCUGACUCCAGGAAUGUCCAGCAGAGUUGUUGCCAGAGAAUUGAAUGUAAAUUUCUCUACCAUAAGCUGCCUCCGUCGUUUUUGAGAAUUUGGCAAGUACAACCUCACAACCACGCCAGCCCAGGACCUCAACACAAACUGUCAGAAACCAUCUCAGGGAAGUCCAUCUGCGCACUCGUCUUCUUCACCUGACUACAGUUUGGUGUCAGUUGGCAAAUGCCCACCUCCGAUGGCCACUGGCACGCUGGAGACGUUCUCUUCACGGAUGAAUCCCAGUUUAAACUAUACGAGGCAGAUGGUGUUGUGUGGAUGAGCGAUUUUCUGAUGUCAACAUGGGGAACAGAGUUAUGGUAUGGGCAGGCAUAAGCUACGGACAAUGAACACAACAUUUAAUCAAUGGCAGUUUGCGCGCACAAAGAUAUUGUGUCGAGAUCCUGAGGCCCACCGUCCCGCCAUUCAUCCGCCGCCAUCACCUCAUGUUUCAGCAUGAUAAAGAAACGCCCCAUGUCGCAAGGAUCUGUACACAAUUCCUGGAAGCUCAAUGUCCCAGUUCUUUCAUGGCCUGCAUACUCCAGCUGCCCAUUGAGCAUGUUUGGGAUUGACAUGUACGAAAACGUGCUCCAGUUGCCGCCAAUAUCCAGCAACAUCACACAGCCAUUGAAGAGUGGGACAAUAUUCCACAGGCAACAGCCUGUUCCCCUUCCAACAGGACAAUGACCCUAAGCACACAGCCGAGACAACACAGGAGUUGCUUCGGGACAAGUAUCAAUGUCUAGGGUGGCCCUGUCAGAGUCCAGACUUGAACCCGAUCGAACAUCUCUGGAGAAACUUGAAAAUGUGUGCAGCGAGGCUCCCCAUCCAACCUGACAGCUCUUGAGAUGAUCUGCAGAGAAGAAUGUGAGAAACUCCUCAUACAGGUGUGCCAAGCUUGUAGCAUCAUACCCAAGAAGACGCGAGGCUCUAAUCACUGCCAAAGGCGCUUCAACAAAGUACUAAGUAAAGAGUCUGAAUACUUAUGUAAAUGUCAUUAUGGGGUAUUGUGUGUGUGUAGAUUUGAAGGGGAAGAAACUAUUCAAUUUUAGAAUAAGGAUGUAACGUAACAAAUUCAAGGGGUCUGAAUACUUUCCGAAUGCACUGUAUAUACAGUACCAGUCAAGUUUGGACACACCUACUCAUUCAUGGGUUUUUCUUUUACUAUUUUCUACAUUACAGAAUAAUAGUGAAGACAAACUAUGAAAUAACACAUAUGGAAUAAUGUAGUAAACCAAAAAGUGUUAAACAAAUCACAAUAUAUUUGAUUCUUCAAAGUAGCCACCCUUCGCCUUGUUGACAGCUUCGCACCCUGUUGGUAUUCUCUCAACCAGCUUCACCUGAAAUGCUUUUCCAACAUAGGCUGAGCACUUGUUGGCUGCUUUUUCUUCACUCUGCGGUUCAACUCAUCCCAAACCUUCUUAAUUGGGUUGAGGUCAGAUGAUUGUGGAAGCCAAUUCAACUGAUACAGCACUCCUGUCACUCUCCUUCUUGGUCAAAUAGCCCUUACACAGCCUGGGAGAGUUGUGUUAGGUCAUUGUCCUGUUGAAAAACAAAUUAUAGUCCCAUGAAGAGCAAACCAGAUUGGAUGGCGUUUCGCUGCAAAAUGCUGUGGUAACAAGCAUGGCUAAGUGUGCCUUGAAUUCUAAAUAAAUCACUAACAGUGUCACCAGCAAAGCACCCCCACACCAUCACAACUCCUCCUCCAAGCUUCAAGGUGAGAACAACACAAAUGCGGAGAACAUCCAUUCACCUACUCUGCGUCCCAAAGACACUGUGUUGGAUCCAAAAAUCUUACAUUUGGACUCAACCGACCAAAGGACAGAUUUCAACCGGUUUAAUGUCCAUUUCUCGUAUUUCUUGACCCAAGCAAGUCUCUUCUUCUUAUUGGUGUGGUUUCUUUGCAGUAAAUCGACCAUGAAGGUCUGGUUCACCGAGUCUCCCCUGAACAGUUGAUGUUGAGAUGUGUCUGUUACUCUAAUGAACUUAUCUUCAAAUCAAAUUUGAUCUGUAACAUACAUGUCUAGCAGAUGUUAUUGCGGGUGUAGUGAAAUCCUUCUUUCUAGCUCCAACAGUGUAGUAAUACCUAACUGAAGCAUUUAUUUGGGCUGCAAUUUCUGAGGCUGGUAACUCUAAUGAACUUAUCCUCUGCAGCAGGGGUAACUCUGGGUCUUCCUUUCCUGUGCCCGUACUCAUGAGCCAGUUUCAUCAUAGCGCUUAAUGGUUUUUGCAACUGCACUUGAAGAAACUUUCAAAUAAAUGUUCCACGUUAAGGUAAUGAUGGACUGUCAUUUCUCUUUUGUUUAUUUGAGCUGUUCUUGCCAAUAUGGACUUAUCCCUAUUUGGUAAAAGACCAUCUUCUGUAUACCACCCCUACCUUGUCAGAAAUGCAUUGAGGAAAGAAAUUCCACAAAUUAACUUUUAACACCUCCAGGUGACUAUCUCUUGAAGCUGGUUGAGAGAAUUCCAAGAGUGUGCUUAGGGUCAUUAUCUUGUUGGAAGGUGAACCUUCGUCCCAGUCUGAGGUCCUGAGUGCUCUGAAGCAAGCAGGUUUUCAUCAAGGAUCUCUGUACUUUGCUCUGUUCAUCUUUCACUUGAUCCUGACUCGUCUCCCAGUCCCUGCCGCUAAAAACCGCCACCACCGUGCUUCGCCGUAGGGAUGGUGGCAGGUUUCCUUCAGAUGUGACGCUUGGCAUUCAGACCGCAGAGUUCAAUCUUGGUUUCAUAACACCACAGCAUUUUGUUUCUCAUGGUCAGUCCUUUAGGUUCCUUUUGGCAAACUCCAAGCAGGCUGUCAUGUGCCUUUUACUGAGGAGUGGCUUCCAUCUGGCUACUACCAUAAAGCCCUGAUUGGUGGGGUGCUGCAGAGAUGGUUGUCCUUCUGGAAGGUUCUCCCAUUUCCACAGAGGAACUGGAGCUCUGUCAGUGACCACCGGGUUCUUGGUCACCUCCCUGACCAAGGCUCUACGGAAAUUCCAUUCGGCCUAAUGGCUUGGUUUUUGCUCUGACAUGCACUGUCAACUGUGGGACCUUUAUAUAGACGUGUGUUCCUUUCCAAAUCACGUCCAAUCAAUUUAAUUGACCACAGAUGGACUCCAAGUUGUAGACACAUUCAAGGAUGAUCAUUGGAAACAGGAUGCACCUGAGCUCAAUUUCAAGUCUCACAGCAAAGGGUCUGAAUACUUAUGUAAUAACUAAGGUAUGUUUAUUUUUUAAAUAUUAGCAAAAAUGUGUGUAGAUUGAGGAAAAGUUUUUAUUUAAUCCAUUUUAGAAUAAGGCUGUAACAUAUAAUGUGGAGAAAGGGAAGGGGUCUGAAUACUUUCCGAAGGUACUAUAGAUAAAUAAUGAUUCCGCUUUUAUUUUCCAUCUGUAUUGUGGUCUGUGUGCUGAAUUGCCAUACAUUUUAUGUGCCGUUUCAAAAUAAAUGUGUGCGGGAGAACUU